AUGGCCGGGACCGUGGACCUGGACGCGAUACUGCUGGAGCUCGGCCAGUUCGGCCGGUACCAGAUCAGGAAUUACUGCUUCAUCCUCGUCGUCAUCCUGAUGAGUGCUGUCUACAACAGCCAGUAUAUCUUCGCUGCAGGAGAAGUUUCUUAUAGGUGUAAGGUACCAGAAUGCGAGGCGUCACCGCCGGAGUUCGAGGCCGGCAAUUGGGGCACGUUUGCCCUACCCGACGCUGGGGCGCGCUGCGAGCGUCUUGUGCCACUGGGGGAGGAGUGCGCGCCUUCCAGCUUCAGUGCCAACCAGACAAAGCGGUGUCAGUCCUGGGUUUAUGAGAAUCAGAACACUAUUGUACCUGAGUUCGACUUGGCGUGUCAGGAGUGGCUCCGUACCCUGGUGGGCACCAUCCACGUGGCUGGUGUGUUCGGCUCGCUGCCCGUCACCGCCUACAUAUCUGAUGCGUAUGGUAGGCGUACAGCGCUGGUGAUCACGGCCGUGUCUCCAGCAAUUAUGGGCGUCAUCCGAGCAUUCUCAAAUUCAUACAUCAUGUACAUCUGUUUCGAAUUCCUGGACGCCUUCGUCGGCGCCGGCGUCUACAGCACUGCAUUCAUUCUAGCUCUUGAGAUGGUGGGCCUGGACAAGCGUGUUCUGGGAGGCAACCUAAUCUCCAGCACAUUCGCACUGGGACAGGUAGUGACUGCAGGUGUAGCCUGGCUGGUGCCCUACUGGAGGACCUACACCCUCGUACUGUACGCACCCUCGGUCCUCUUCAUCUCAUACUACUGGCUUAUUGAAGAGAGUGUGCGCUGGUUGCUCAGUAAGGGACAAAACAAGGAAGCUGCUAGAAUUAUUUUCAAAGCUGCGAAGAUGAACCGAAGGAAGUUGUCUCCAGAGACUAUUAAAACUCUGACAGAAGAACCGGAUCCAAAGAAACCAACUCAAACGGAUGAAGUAGAGGAGCCCGAAGACAAGCGGGGUAUACUGCUGCAGGUGGUGAAGUCCAAGACGCUGAUGUUCCGUCUGAUUGUGUGCUCGUUCUGGUGGAUCACGCUGACGUUCGUGUACUACGGCCUGUCCAUCAACUCGGUGUCGCUGGUGGGCAACAGCUACGUCAACUACAUCCUGACGUCACUCGUGGAGAUCCCCGGCUACUGCCUCAGCGUGCUCACACUCGACAGGUUCGGCAGGAAGAGCUCCACCAUGACUGCGUUUAUCAUUUGUGGGAUAUCAUUGAUAGCGAUGCCAUUCGUACCGGAAACGAUACCCUGGCUGCAGACGACAUUAAACUUGCUGGGCAAGCUAUGCAUUAGCAUGGCGUUCAGCAGCAUCUACAUCUACACGGGAGAGUUGUUCCCCACGCAGGCGCGGCACCGCCUGCUCGGUACCUGCUCCAUGGCUGGCAGGAUAGGAGCGCUCGUCGCGCCACAGACACCACUGCUGAUGACAUACAUGGAGUCGCUCCCCUACUUAAUAUUUGGCAUCAUGGCGGGUACCUCCGGUCUGCUGAUGAUGCUGACGCCGGAGACUCUGAAGGCCAACUUACCUGACACCGUUGCGCAGGCAGAGAAUAUGGACAAGAAGAAGACUACUGCGCAGUAG
Messenger RNA from Spodoptera littoralis (African cotton leafworm), 1596 nucleotides. The record is from the annotation of a GenBank genome assembly. NCBI's taxonomy places the organism in Eukaryota, Metazoa, Arthropoda, Insecta, Lepidoptera, Noctuidae.